This is a messenger RNA of Procambarus clarkii (red swamp crayfish), 2092 nucleotides long. RefSeq names its product arrestin domain-containing protein 17. Gene Ontology annotation, biological process: protein transport. Lineage: Eukaryota; Metazoa; Arthropoda; Malacostraca; Decapoda; Cambaridae. The record is from RefSeq and is a predicted model, not a curated record. Gene Ontology annotation, cellular component: cytoplasm.
AAGGAGGAAGGUGUCAUUGUUGGCCAAAUACGGACUAAACUGGAGGAGGCUGAGGUGGAGAGUCCUUGGUGGGGUGUGUGGUGGGGGAGGGAUCAGGUGGAGGUUGUCAACAGAGACUGGCAACCGUGCCUGGUGGAGGGCCGCUGACGCAGGAGGACGCGAGUGCUGCCUUCCCCUCCCUGAUGGGCAUCAACAAGUUCGAUGUGGUGCUAGAGCCUGGGCAGCGAGCCUACGUCAGCGGGCAGGAUGUGGUGGGCCGUGUGGUGGUCUGGGCAGACAGUGUCACGUCUUGUAGAGCAAUCUUGGUGAAGUCAAAAGGGUAUGCAAAGGUGGAAUGGGGUGAAGAAAGUCCUCAGAACAGUGAAGAGGUUUACUUUGAGAAUAUUGUGACUAUUUGGUCUGGCACCAGUCAUGGAGACAAUCUCCCAGCAGGAGAGUAUGGCUUUCCAUUCCAGUUCAAGUUGCCUCCAAAAAUUCCCAGAAGUUUUGAAGGAACAUACGGUCACAUUCGUUAUGUAAUUGAAGCAAAGGCAGAAAUUCCAUGGGGAACAGAUCAAUUAUCCAGUGUGUUUUUCAACGUUGAAUGCAAAUACGAUCUGAGCGAACAUAGAACAUCUUCUGACUCAUUGAUGUUUCACAAGGAGCAGAGUGUGUGUUGUUGUUGCUGUGAACAAGGGCCAGUCAUUAUAUCGUUGUGUGCUGAAAAGACCGACUAUAUACCUGGAGAAUACGUGCUGCUGACGGGAGAAGUCACUAACCGUGCAGGGUGGCACAUAGAGUCGGCUGAGAUUACCUUACAUGAAACAAUCACGUACAAGAUAAAUGAGGCGACCAAAAUAAAGAGGGAAAUAUUGCAGCGAGUCCGGCGUCCGGGAAUCCUUACUGGUGAGACGGAUAUUUGGCUCUCAGUCCCCAUCCACAUUCCUGACAGUGCUGUGUGCCUACAGUAUUGCAGUAUAAUGACUGCUCUAUAUGCUGUAAAGAUAACAUUUUCAAUGGGUUUCUGUUCCACGGCCAGUGUCAAACAGAACAUCACAAUAGGUACAGUUCCAGUUGGAAAGGUGUCUAUGACUGUAGAAGGUGCACCGGCAAGUCCCACUGUGCCCAUACCAUCCGCACCGCCACUCUACAGCACCUUGGACACGCCCAGCCACGAGAUGCAACCCAUUCUGCACCAGCCAACGAGCUCACCAGACCUAAGUAAAGCAGAAGAAAAUUAAGGUCACAAAGUGGGCAAUUAUUGAUAAUGCUCAGAAGUCUUUGCUCUUUCUAAGGAAAGGCUUUCGUAACGGUAAUCUCUUAUAAAACCAAAACACUAUUGAUGUGUACAAUAAAUAUCAAUUUUCCCUUUAAUUGUAUAGCUUUAGAAUUUAUAUUUUUGUUAAGUCUUUCUAGAAAAUUAUACUUAUCCAAAUAAUUAUAAUGAAUCAUUUAUCAGUAAACAGUAUAGAGAUUCACACUGUUUUAUGAAGCACAGUACAGUACUGUAUAUUUUAUAUUGAUAGGUGAAAAACACAAGUGUAAAUAAUGUAGUUGAAGUAUGCUCUUUCAUGAUUAUUGCAUCUAGAGUCCUAUUGAAGCUCAGAAUACAUCCCAGAAUUUUCCCAGACAUCUUGAUAUGAUUUUCAUAGCUAUUUACUACACUGUUGUAUACAGUCUUUUUAGGUGCACUUUUAUAUAUAUAUAUAUAUAGUAUGUCCACACAACCACACGCAUUUUAUACCUAAAUUGGCUGAAAGACCUAUUGUGUUUGAAAAAUAGUUUGGCAAUCGACCAAAAUCAAUAAAAACAUAUUUUGGGCAAUAAUAACAAGAUAUCUUUCAUAAUUUUUGGACUUGGAUUUUUGGACUAAAUUUUUUGGACUAAUUUUUGGACUAAAUUGAUAUUUAAGUGACAAUGCAUCGUUGCAAAACUCCUCAUAUCAUCAUUGCAGUUUUUAUUCACACCACUCCAAAAAUGUAACGUGCGCGUGUGUGUGUGUGUGUGUGUGUGUGUGUGUACUCACCUAAUUGUACUCACCUAAUUGUGCUUGCGGGGGUUGAGCUUUGGCUCUUUGGUCCCGCCUCUCAACUGUCAAUCAACUGGUGUACAG